Scatophagus argus is the source of this 3950-nucleotide messenger RNA. Its product is annotated as lamin-A-like. The coding region runs from base 1447 to 3378 and encodes 643 amino acids. NCBI's taxonomy places the organism in Eukaryota, Metazoa, Chordata, Actinopteri, Scatophagidae. The record is from RefSeq and is a predicted model, not a curated record. The transcript has 13 exons.
UACACUGUCAGAGCACCUCCAUCACACACGUUUAAAAUGCACAGGACGUAUUGAUCACAUUGAUUAUUGAUAUGAAACAGUACAGCAGUUAGAGCCUCACGCACAUCAAGCUCUGAUGGAGUCUCAACCUGAGGGUCAUCUGACUGUUUGUUUGUCCUUCUUAAUGUGUUCACCUGUUUGGGUCUGUGGAAAUCCCUCACAGCAAUGAACAUCCCUCACCUGAUUGAAAAUCAUAUCUGACGUAAAAAUCACUCACGUGUCCUCGCUGAGGUCACAACCCCAAACUCUUUCUUCUUCUUCUUUGUUAUAAGUAAAAGGCUUUCUUGAAUUCUUCAUGUUUUUUUGUUUUACUGCUCUGAUGUUGUGUGUGCUUGUGUUAUGCUGUUAUGUGUCUUGUAGCAUUAAUUUAAUUGGUUUUGGUGUUGUGCAUUUGCACCACACUUUACUUAAUGCUACCUGUGAUGUAUUUUAUUCUUCUAGUACAAGCUCCAUGUAACCUUGUCAAGAUGAAUAAAGUUUAUUAUUAUUAAGUCCACUGAGACAAACCCUGAAACACACGCAGGCAUAUUAGGAGGGUGCAACAAACCCAGUAAUUAAUGUUAAUUCAUAAUCGUGAUGUUCGCUGACAAAGGCUCCUGAUAAGUGGGCUCAGUCAGCUUACAAAUAAGUUAACGAAGUCCAUGUUUGUGCACACAAAAGAAAACCUCCGCUGGGAUCCGCUGGAUGGGAUUGUGGAAUAAAUUUAAAACUCCUAAAUGUCUAGUUUCCCCUUUUUUGAUCUCUCAUUGCUUUUUCACUAUGAGUUGAACCAUUUAAAAAAUCCUAAGUUUGUAAAAGAAAACCAGUGAUACAUCACUGGGGUCUGCUAGAACAUGUCAAGUUUCCUCCUUGGCUGCAAAUAACUUACAUGAGGAGAAUAUGGAAGCAAUUUAUAGGUUAUCUCAGGCCAGAAUAUAUUUAAAGAAAAAAAAGGGCGACUUCAAGCUUUGGAAAACCUCCAGCUCUGUACUGAAGGGUUAAAACAAUCUGAAAGCUCUUAUGUAACCUCACGGAGAAGUAUGAGCACUCUCAGGCAAUGAAUCUGCUUAAAAUUACCCUGUGUGUGCACAGUAUCACAUGGCAUCGUGAGUUUCUCUGUGCGGAGGGUGAGUCAUUCAUUCAGACAGCACACCCAUUACAGUGGGAGAGAGAGACAGAGAGACAGAGAGAGAGACAACCACCUACCAAGUGCCAAACUGGAGGCCAACCUCCCUCCUCUCCUCCCAUCUCAUUCUUUCCUAUAUGGGCACACUCAGAUGGGUUUGCAGACAGUGCAGUAACAGGCUGAACAGUGUGGGAGACCAGAGUGGGACGCUUUGAUCGCAACACAGUCAAGAACAUCAACAGAGACGUCUACGAACAUCCCCGGAGCAGAGUUUUCUCUUCCUCUCACCCAGCUUUGAAAAGAUGGCGACGCCCAAAAACACUCCUCGAGGUCCGAACACACCUCUGUCUGCCAACCGCAUCACCCGACUCCAGGAGAAGGAGGACCUGUCCAACCUCAACGACCGGCUUGCCGUCUACAUCGACAAGGUGCGCUUCCUGGAAGCCGAGAACGCCGGCCUGCGACUGCGCAUCACCGAGUCAGAGACCGAGGUCAGCCGGGAGCUGACGGGCCUGAAGGCGGCCUACGAGACCGAGUUGGCCGAUGCCCGCCAGACUCUGGACUCUGUGGCCAAAGAGCGAGCUCGUCUGCAGCUGGAGCUGGGCAAGCUGCGAGAGGACUACAAGGAGCUGAAAGCAAGGAACACCAAAAAGGAGUCGGACUUGACAGGAGCUUUGCAGAGGCUCAAAGACCUGGAGGCUCUGCUGAACUCCAAGGAUGCGUCCUUGACUACGGCUCUGGGAGAGAAGCGUAACCUCGAAGUGGAAAACAGGGAUCUGAAGACGCAGGUUGCCAAGCUUGAGGCCAGUUUGGGUGAUGCCAGGAAGCAGCUGCAGGAUGAGAUGCUGAGGAGGGUGGACGGAGAGAAUCGCAUCCAGACCCUCAAAGAGGAGCUGGAGUUUCAGAAGAACCUCCACUCUGAGGAGCUGCGGGAGAUAAAGCGCCGCCAUGAGUCCCGUAUGGUGGAGUUGGACAACGGCCACCAGCAGGAAUUUGAAAGCAAGCUGGCGGAGGCGCUGAUGGAGAUGCGUAACCAGCAUGAACUGCAGAUCAAAAUGUACAAGGAUGAAAUUGAGAAGACCUACAAUACCAAGCUGGAAAGUGCUCGUCAGUCAGCGGACAGGAGCAGCCACCUGGUUGGAGCGGCACACGAGGAGCUCCAGCAGACACGAGUCCGCCUGGAGUCCAUGUCUGCUCAGCUCAGUCAGCUGCAGAAACAGCUGGCGGCCCGCGAAGCGAAGGUGAGGGACCUGGAGGACGCCCUGUCUCGGGAGCGGGACACGACGCGUCGCCUGCUGGGAGAGAAAGACCGAGAAAUGGCUGAGAUGAGGCAGCAAAUGCAACAGCAGCUGGAUGAGUACCAGGAGCUCCUGGAUGUCAAGCUGGCUCUCGAUAUGGAGAUUUGUGCUUACAGGAAGCUGCUGGAGGGAGAGGAGCAGAGGCUGCGUCUGUCCCCCAGCCCCCCGCCCGCCAAAGUGACAGGAAGUCGUUCCUCUGCCGCUGCAGUCCACUCUCGAUCGCUCCACCACAGCGCUCGGAGCUCUCCCGCCAAGAGACGCCGCCCCAACGACACCGACAGCGAGGCUUCGAGCUUUGCGGGUGGAGCUGUGGCCCGCACUCGCAUCACCCAGCAGGCCUCAGCCAGCGGGCGGGUCACCGUGGACGAGGUGGAUCUGGACGGGAAAUAUGUCAGACUCAGCAACAAAUCAGAUGAGGAUCAAAACUUGGGGAACUGGCAGGUGAAGCGCCAGGUGGGAUCCGGUGCUCCCAUCAUCUUCAAGUUCCCGGUGAAAUUCACCUUAAAGGCCGGCCAGAGGGUCACGAUCUGGGCCUCUGGUGCUGGUGGAGCCCACAAUCCUCCCUCUGACCUGGUGUGGAAGACUCAGGCCUCCUGGGGCACCGGAGACCUGCUGCACACCAGCCUGAUCAGCGCCAAUGGAGAGGAAAUGGCAAUGAGGAAGGUCACCCGCACUCAUCUUGAAGAUGAUGAUGAUGACAUGCAGGUGGCUCACAGCACCUGCGGGGACAGCGAGUACAACCUGCGGAGCCGGACGGUGGUCUGCGGCUCCUGUGGACUCCCUUCAGACAAGUCCAGCAACUGCUCGGUGACCUCGGCUUCCCGCUCAUUUCGCAGCGGAGGCCUCUCCGAGGGUUUACUGCCGCACUCCUACGUGUUCAGCACCAGCACUCCUCGCAAGGCUGGAUACAGAAUGGAGAGCUGUCCAAUCAUGUGAGCCCCUGGAGCCACAUUGAAACACUUCAGCUUCUCAAUUAGUUUUCAGUUAUUAGCUCUUUAGUUACCAGCAGUAGUUACUAUGUUUGUUUCAUGUACUAAAGAAUCAUUUUCAAGAUACUGUAUGCAAUAAAACUUUAUACUGUUUUUUAUAAUGUACAUAAGCAUGCUUUUGAAUUAUUUUCUUCAGUUUAAAUACUGAUUAAAGAAGGCAUUUCUUUUUGUAUUGGUGAAAUUAAUAUGAUCCUACCAGCUACUUCAACAGCUUGAAACAACUGUUUGGGAUAAUUUAUUCUAAGAAGUGAAUGAUGUCCACAGCUACUGUUGCUGGUUGAUAAAAUCAUGCUUUCAUUUGCUAUUCACAUUACAGUUAAAUCAGAUUUACAUGCCAAUCUGUAAGUGAGCUGAUGCCGCAGGGAUGCAGUACAUUAAUUUGUGUUCACAAAAAACACAUUUUUUUUUAACAGAAUUUGCUUCUGGAGUUGCAGUAAAUUGACCCCAGCCUUGCUACAGAUCUGAAGAAUUUUGUGUAUUUUUUACUGAUAUAAUAAACAUUUUUUAAUAAUUCUGCCA